GUAAUUUUUUCAUUUCAAACUUUUAUCAUUGUAUAAAAGCUUUUAUUUCAGAAAAGGAUAAUGGUUUGCCUGAGAACACACCAGAUAACUCUCUUUUUCUGUCUACGAACCCUCUUGACUUCUCUCGCAAAAAAAGACGAAAUUUUUCUGAGGAAGGCCACAACCCGGGUUGACCUUAUAGAACCUUCUAUGGCAAUAUGGUCCGGACAUUUCCCCCGUCGUAGCUACUGUGUCUCAAAGUGUACCCAGGAACCGGACUGUGUGUCGUUAUUGUACAACAUGGCUAACGGAUCAUGUGACCUCUUCAACGUGAUCUACGGCAGUGACGAAAGCGGUCAAAUCGACUAUUACUGGAUACUACAGAAAGGUGGUUCUAGAUGGGUUCCAGAGUCGUGCCUCAACCUAUCAACUUGUUCUGGGAUAACAAAGGACGGAGAGUACUGGGUCUAUCCACCUGUUACAAAUCGGAGAACGAAAAUAUACUGUCACAACCUAGCGACUGAACCUUCACAUUUUAUAACUUUGAAAUACUCCAACAAUUUUAUCAUUCAUGACAAGUCAAAUUGGAUAAUACAGCACAAAGAAUGCCAAUCAUCUAUUCAACCUCCAUUGAAAAAGACGGAGUUUUUUAAAGUUAAAUUAGAGACAGAGAUCAUGAUGGUAAAUGAAAGCGAUUUCACGUUCACUUCGCAGACAGGGUCGGAACCAAUGCAGUAUGGAUAUGCUGACGACUGUAACGGGGGGCAAUUCAGGGACCCUUGUCCUCACUUUGGGUCAGCCACCAUUGAUACUAGAGGGACUGGACUGAUCGUUGAUCCUACAACUGAGUUUGUCACGAUUUCUCCUUCUCAUGCGGGAGGCGUAAAAGAUUUAGUUCGUUCAGUCGCCGGUGAUCAGAUUUCAUUCACCUGUGCUGGUUGGUGUGGCAAAUGUGGACCAAGCCCUGGACCAAUCAGUUUCAAGCAUUCUACGGAAUUUAGUUCAGCUGCUGAAGCUCAAGUCGUUAUUUGUAACAAGUGAAUCGCAGUUUUUUUAAUGUCAAUAUUAUAAACAAUCUUUAAAAUCUUUACGCAAUUUACCUGUAUAUCUUAUUUUUCAAUGUUUAUUGCAAGAUAUUCGAAUAUACUAGCACAUAUUACUACAGUCAAAAUAUUCAUUGCAUAAUUAUUCUUUUCAUUCAAACAAUUGUAAUAUCUGUAAUUGUAAUAAUGAAGUUAUAGAAGCUCCGGUUGAUUUUUUCCACAACAAGCUUGCGAGGGAAUUACAUCGUUUAA
Messenger RNA from Magallana angulata, 1274 nucleotides. Its product is annotated as A disintegrin and metalloproteinase with thrombospondin motifs 9-like. Lineage: Eukaryota; Metazoa; Mollusca; Bivalvia; Ostreida; Ostreidae. Bases 61 to 1020 code for a protein of 319 amino acids. Gene Ontology annotation, molecular function: zinc ion binding; metalloendopeptidase activity. The transcript is spliced from 6 exons. The record is from RefSeq and is a predicted model, not a curated record.